UUAACCUUUUUCUAGAUAAAUAAGUUAACUAGAUUUUCUUAAUCAUCUCAUUUUUUUACAUUUUCACCUCUUUCAUUUUCUUAAUCUUAUCUUUUUUUUUAAAUUAAUCCUUAAUUAGUGGCUAAUUAUGUCUAUUUUUCCAGGUAAAAGUCAAUUUAUGAGCCGAAAAUCGGGAAUAAUUAAGAAACGAAUUGUUUGGACAAGAGAUGGUGGAUAUGUACAGGAAUCAAUUGACAAAGGAUGGAUUAUGUGCCCUCGAUCUGCGAGCACUGAAGCUGAUUUCGGACGAUAUUCUGACGACUACCCUGAAAAUAACCCUGACCACGAAGGUGAAUCUCCAUUUACCUGUCCCGAUGAAAACGUUGAAAAGGUUGAAGGGGGCGAAGGUGAAUGUAAAGAUGAACCUCUCACUAUUCCUGAACCAAUGAAGUUAAAGGAGAUCGAGGCGUUAAUAAAAACACCGGAAGAAUCAGUUACUGUCCAUGAUGGUAACGGAAACACUAAUGAUGAAGAUGAUAGAAAUCAUCCAGGUUACGGAAGUGCAGAUGCUGACGAGGAAAUGAUUCAUUCUGUAGCUGAGGAGGCGGAAGUUACUAUUGGCGAUGAAUCUCAACAGAGUACAAGUCAAGAUAGUUUUGAGCCGAUUGCGGGUCCAAGUGGAAUCAAUUUCGGUGCAACCACCAGUGGAUUGAAUCUUCCCUCUUCCUUUGAAGAUGAAGAGGAAGGGAAAAGGCCAAGGAAAAAAGUGUGUACGAUUGAUUAUAAUGAUUAUGAUUUCGACGAUGAAGAUUAUGAUCAUGGUUACGAUUAUGAGGAUUACGAUCUUGAUGACGAUGAUUCAAAUAACAAUGAAUUCGGCUCAACUCAGACGAUACUUCCACCGCCGUUAAUACACCAUAGUUACACUCGAAGUCAACAUUAUCAUACAGGUGAACCAAGGGAGGGCAUUAGUGCAGCCGAUUGGAGUGAGGCCGGUCCUUCAGGCGUUGGUCAAGCUCAGCCUCAGAUUAAUUCUCAGCUUGAAUCUCGACCUGGUUCUCAACCCGAUUCGGGACCUUCGUCGUCCCAUGCAUCCGCUGUUUCGGGCCCAUCUUCCACCGGGGCUGUUGGUGCUCCAUCUGAUUCCGAUCUUUCCUCUUCCUGUUCCCACCAUUCACUUGUUGAUCGUUACACUCACAUGAACAUUUCCGGUUGUGAAGAUCAGACUGAUGAGGAAUGUGCUUUUGAUGAGAGUGACGAUUAAUCAAUUGACAACAAUCAACGAAAUUGUAAAUCUUUUCCAAGUAAUUACAUCAAUCGAACAUGAAUUUUUUUCUUCUACUAAAUUUCCUCAAACAACUUAUGACAUUUUCUUUAAUCACUCAACAAUUUAUGUAUUUACACAUUUGAUUAACAUCAUCGAGACUUCAUCAAUCAGAUAAUUUAUUUUGUAUAGUUAAUUUUAUUCAUCUCAAUUGUAGGACUUUUAAGAUUAUCAUGAUUAUAAUCUCAUCUAUGUAUAAAUUACAUUUAAUAGUAACAAUUAAAAAGAUCUGUCAAAUUGA
Panonychus citri (citrus red mite) is the source of this 1544-nucleotide messenger RNA. RefSeq lists its product as uncharacterized. The record is from RefSeq and is a predicted model, not a curated record. Lineage: Eukaryota; Metazoa; Arthropoda; Arachnida; Trombidiformes; Tetranychidae. The transcript has 3 exons. The coding region runs from base 128 to 1243 and encodes 371 amino acids.